This is a messenger RNA of Dreissena polymorpha, 5351 nucleotides long. RefSeq names its product synembryn-A-like. Gene Ontology annotation, biological process: G protein-coupled receptor signaling pathway. Gene Ontology annotation, cellular component: cytoplasm. Bases 303 to 1943 code for a protein of 546 amino acids. NCBI's taxonomy places the organism in Eukaryota, Metazoa, Mollusca, Bivalvia, Myida, Dreissenidae. Gene Ontology annotation, molecular function: G-protein alpha-subunit binding; guanyl-nucleotide exchange factor activity. The transcript is spliced from 14 exons. The record is from RefSeq and is a predicted model, not a curated record.
ACGAAAGCUUUAAUGAUAUUCAGUCAAAAGUUGUUCGUAUUGUCUGCUAAAUUUGAAUGACAGUGUGACAGUUUUUAUAUUCUUCUAUUAUAUUCUAUAUUAAUUUAAUAAUAUAUUGUCGCUCCGACUAUAAAAGAUCCAGAGAUAUUCAGAUAAUCUGUUAGAAGUUGGAAAUUUGACAAUUAACUGAAUAGUUUUAAGUAAGCAACAUAUUUUGAAUAUUAUAAUUUUGUCAGGAACUGUCGGUAAUUGAUGAAUGAAGCAAAUGAGAAAUGAGGAAAACUUCUAACUAGAUUUUAAAAAUGAAUUCUGCUACAAUCCAUACUUUAAGAAACGGCAGUGAAAGUGAUGUAAUUGAUGCGUUGCAGAAAUUUAAUGAUCAGAAUGCUCAGGCCUUUGACUUCAAAGAACUAACAGAUGAUGCCAAAGAGAAAGUUAUAGAGACACUGUUCAGCCAGCUGUCCCAGCAGGUGUCAGUGCAAUGCCAGUGCCUGUGUCUGCAGACGUUACGACUGUUCAGCCGGGAGAAGUCUCGGCUAGGCUCCAUGGUCUCGGACCUCGGCCUGGCCCAGUUCAUGCGCCUGGCAGGGCUGGAGCACUACAGCAGGCAGUGUGACGAGGAGAGUGGGAUCCACAUCCAGCUGGGAGACCCACAGGUUACAAUUGAAGCCCAAAAGUGUUUGUGCAAUCUAAUCUUCAACAGCGUCCAGGCGCAAGCAGCAUGCAGCAAGAAUGGAUGUGUGGAGGGCAUUGUGCAGAGAUUGAAGACAUACAAAGAUCCAGAUCUCCAGUUUGAUAUUAAGUUCUUUGACAUGAGAUUGCUAUUUCUUCUCACGGCUUUGUGUGCGGACACGCGCCCAAAGAUCCGCUUUGAGCUUCACGGGUUCACGUACAUGAUUGAGGUAAUUGACCUGAUGCUGCGAGAUGCAGAGGGUCGUAGUGAGGGCCUCACAGACCAGGAGGUGGACCUGUGCUCGGAGAUACUCAAAAUACUCUUCAACCUAACAGUCACUGUGGAUAGGAACAACCUGGAUGAGGAAGAGGACGCCCACAUGAUGAGGCUGGUUUGUGUGCUACGUGACUUACUUCUGUGUAACACCGUCUCCAAGGACAAAAGGGAGGGCAUUCUCAGCCAUACUGUGAAUCUGUUGAUCAACAUGCCUCGAGACUGUUACGAGGAGUUGCUGGCCCCCAUGAACGAGGGAGAGGUCAGUGGUCUGGAGAACAAGGAGGUCGAGUACGAUGGCAAAAACAUGGAGGCCAUUGUCAUACUUCUCAACUUUCUGCAUGAGCGCAUGGAUCGGCCAACCAAGUCCCUGAAGGAGAGUCUGACCCCCAUCCUUCACUGCCUGUGUGAGACGUGCAGGGCCAACAGAUCCAUCAGAAAGUUCUGUAGGGCUAAGGUCCUCCCUCCAUUGAAAGAUGAAGUUAAACAUUUGCCAGAGGAGGGAAACACACUACGGAAUCGCCUGUGCAAGCUGUUGACCUCACCCAUCCUGGAGGUGAAAGAGCUGGCUGCAGACUUCCUGUUUGUUCUCUGCAAGGAGAGUGUUCAACGCAUGGUGAAGUACACUGGCUAUGGUAACUGUGCUGGUCUCCUUGCAAACAGGGGACUGUUGCUGGGCGGACAGGGGCAGGGAGACUACUCUAGCAACUCAGAAGAUUCAGAAACUGAAGAGUAUGCCAACCUUGUUGACAAACUGAAUCCCAUCACCGGGCGGAUAGAGGAGGUGAGGUCCAAGCCCUGGGAGACCAUGUCUGAGGAGCAAAAGGAGUAUGAGGCAAUGAAGCUUGUCUCUGCUAUGGAUAAACUGAACAGAGAGGGCAUUAUACAGCCAAGCACGAUAGGUGAGGAUGGGAGACCGGUGCCUGUGUCUCACAUCCUUGAGCUAGUGGAGAACCAGCCAAACAUUCCAGCUACAGACGAGCAUGACGACAAUUAGUGUGGACAGAGGUGUGGACAUGGGAAAAAUGAGCUCUAGUUUACGAGAAUUUCAUGAAAUAUGUACCAAGAUAAUAGACCAUACAAAUGAUAAAAGUUAUUUAACAAUAUCCAUAGGGCAGGAAAAACUUAUCAAAGAUUGAAUUAAAAAGUUCAGAAAUUAAGUAGAAGCUUAACAUUUUAAAAAUUUAAUAUAAGCUUAAUACAAAAUUCUGUCUGUAGACAACUCCACAUAAUUUUUACUUAUAGGACAGUAAACUUAUCCUUCCUGGACAAGAAGUUCAUAUGAUUUCCACCCACACACCUGCAGUCAGUGUGGUAUAUGUAUGUGUAUUAUGUAUACUUGUGCACAAAUCUAUUUAGUGGCUUUAAUUUAGUGAGGGAGCCUCCUUUGGAACAAAAGGUGGCUUUAUAUUUUAAGCUUUGGAUCAAGUUUUAUAUAAUAACUGUACCCUUCAAUGCUGGACCAUUGUUAAAAGUAUAGAGGCUGUACAUGAAUUAAAAUCCUGUAAGUAGUUAUUUGGUAUAUAACUUGUGACUUAGUUUUCAUGUUGCUGCUUUGUUUUAUGUUGUUGGUAUUGUAAUAAUUAAAUAAAGACAUUGUCCAAAUGUUUGAGAAGUAUAGUCAAUUUAUGUGCUGUUACACAUAAACAUUUAUUAAUAUAUGUGGUGUGUGCAAAGUACUAAAAUAUGAACAAUUCUGUUCAAAUUAUUUAGAAAUGUUUAUUAAAUGAUUUUUUUCAGAAACAUAAUGGGGUUGCUACACUUUUUGUAGGUGAAGAUUAACACAUGGAUACCUUAUAUAAUUGGAUAAGUAUCUGUGUAAGAAGAUAACUUCACUGUAUUUAAAGGGUUAUUCAGAUAAAAGUAAAUAGAUUUCCAAUUUUACCAUUAACAUUCAAGUUUAAGAAAUUGUAAACAAAUUAUUUGAAACAUUUGGAAACAAAUUAUAAGACUGAAACUUCUUGAUGUCUACCUGUAAGAAAAUAAUGUUCAUACACAAAUCAGAAGUUUUGUAUUGGAAGAACACUGCCCCAGGUUUUUGUGAUAUAUCAAUGUCCACCACCCUUUAAAACGCGUCAUUAGAAUGCACUAGAAGUAAUGUGGAUGUUAUAACCAAGAAGGACAAUCCAUGCUCUUGUUGUGUACAUGUUACUGAGCGUCUGUAAGUACAUAUUGUAUUGUAGACAGUUCAACCUGAACAGAUCACACAUUCAUUCUCUAUGAUACACUUGAGCUGAACUAUGUACCUUUUUAAAUCUUGUUUGAAAUUAUUGGACUUACUGGUAUGUAUGGCUACCCAUACAUACAAGUAUAAGAAAAACUAUUUUAAGGUUAAAACUCUAGUCAAUUUACAACAUAACAAUGGUAUGUUUUGUAUGGUGCAGGCAGUGUUCAUUACUUGUGUUGUGUCACUGAGACUUUGUUUUACCUAUGUGGAAGAUAAAGGACCUUGCUUGGAUGAAUAUUUAUGUUAUGGAAAGUUUACAGCCAUCAAUUGCUAGCGAAGGUGUUUUUAUAAUGUUUUUGUCAUUUAUUUUAAGAAUUAUUAGCUGGAUUGUGACUGAUAUAUCUUUACGUGGAUAUGUGAGGAAGAUGCAAUUUACAAACCUAAAAAUAUUUGGUGAAGGCAUGACCUAGAUGUACAGUCUCUAAAUUUGCGUUUUCACAAUUUUAUUGAAAAUGAAAUGUUCCUAUAUAUGUGUUAUAACUGUUGAUCAGUUGUAGUUUACAUGCCAUACAGGUCUUCUGACGGAGCAAGAAGUAAAUCCAUAUUACUCAUGCAAUCUUAAUAUUUGUACUGAUUUCUUUUAUAAUUUUCUUGUUUAUUAAGUGGCAUUUCAGUCAAACUUUUAAAUGAGCACUUUAAAUUCCUGACUCCACAGUUGCAUGUGCUUGCAUCGAAACAUUGUUAAAACUGUUAUUGCGACAUGAACAAGUUUUAAAUGUUCACUAGUCUUUGAAUGCAUUUAUAUAACAGCUGGUGUAGUCAGAUAUUAUGUGUUAACAAGAGAUGAUCCAAAAAUUAUGUAAGUGACUUUAAAACAAAGUGACUUAAUUUUCAAAAAAUGCAUAUUAAACAAAAGCAAGAUAUUUAUGCAAAACGCAGUGAAAACAAAUUGAAGGGAGCAUUUUCACAUGUCAUGUGUGACCUUCCAAAGCUCUCAACAUAAUGUUAACAAUGUUAAGUGAUUCAAACGAGAUUCGAAUAGGUUGUUUUUUGUGUGUGCAAUUAUAGAACAAUUUUUCAAAUUUCUUUUUUUUUCUUUUUAAAAUCCAGAUAUUUCUUGGUUAUCCCUUGAAGGAGAAGAAAUCAAUAUAUUUAGAAGUUAAUCAUCACAUAAACACCUUUUAAUAUAUUUGUAGUGAACAAUGCAUUCCUCUAAUUUUUGAGCUAGAAUAAUCAUCAUAUAUUUUGAGGUAUCCUACUCAGCAAGUCAGGGUCUGCAUGAUGUCUGCAUUCAAGUGAAGGCAACACAAAUUAGUUUAAGUACAAAUAUCCAAUUGAAAUUUUACUUCUGCUUGGGAUCAUCAUAACUAUUGCAGACAUUCAUAUAUAUUUGAAUAUGUUUGCCGUCAUUAUUUAAAAAAGUCCAGCGCACUGGGACAGCUCUUGUUUCGAAUACAUGUAUAUUUUCAUUUGUACGAUUGUUGUUUAUGUAACUUACUGUUUAAAUCCUUUUAAAGAUACUUGUUCACAUAUUGUGCAAACAACAGUUUUCCUGUUUUUAUCACCAAUUAAAAAAAGAAUAUUGUACACCAGGAAACAAAAUAAAACCAAUGAAGUGAACUCGUACUUAAAUAUAUUCUGGUUUAUGAGUUAUCAUCCCUUAGAAUUGUUAAAAUUAUCAAGCAUUACAGAGGAAAAAGGAUUAAAGAACUAGGCCAAAAUCUGUGAACAAGUCCCCUUAUGGCAGUUGAAAUCCAAAUGCAUAUUACAAGUAGUAUCACCAUGAUUGUUUACUUUGUUAUGCUCCCGGUUCGAAUGAUCGGGGGUAUAUUGUUUUUGGCCUGUGUGUCUGUCUGUUUUUCUGUCCCAAAACUUUAACCUUGGUUAAAGUUUUGGGAUACCUUUUGCAAUAUUGAAGAAAGCAACUUGGUAUUUGGCAUGCAUGUGUAUCUCAUGGAGCUGCACAUUUUGAGUGGUGAAAGGUCAAGGUUAUCCUUCAAGGUCAAAUAUAUGGCUUCAAAGCGGCGCUGUAGGGUGCAUUGUUUCUUACAAACACAUCUCUUAUUUUAAAAAGGUAUGCCUUCAUUGAGCUUAAUCAAAUAAAUGUCUUUUUCUUUAAUCUAUUCAACUAAAAAAAUAUAACGUAAAAUAUAUGUUUCUACUGCAUGUUGUUUUUCCUUUGUAUGAGCCAAAAUGUUGUUAAUGAAUAUAUAUGUAUUCAAUAAAUUGUCUACAGAA